This is a messenger RNA of Microthlaspi erraticum, 1296 nucleotides long. The record is from the annotation of a GenBank genome assembly. NCBI's taxonomy places the organism in Eukaryota, Viridiplantae, Streptophyta, Magnoliopsida, Brassicales, Brassicaceae.
AUGGCUUCUCAGUCCUCUUCAGGUUUCUUGUUUCUGUGCUUACUCUCUUCACCCUUUCUCUCAAAUGCAAACACUAACGCAAAGCUCGGGUUCACCAUGGAUCUGAUCCACCGUGAUUCGCCUCAAUCUCCUUUCUACAACCCGUCAGAGACCUCGUUCCAGCGUACAAGAAACUCUAUCCGCCGAUCCAUAAACCGUGUUUCCCAUUUCUCGGCCAAAGAUGCAUCAACUGAGAUCACCUGGAGUAGCGGUGACUAUCUCAUGAGUGUAUCCCUAGGAACACCUCCGUUCCCAGUCAUGGCGAUUGCUGACACAGGAAGCGAUCUCAUCUGGACGCAGUGCAAACCUUGCGAUGAAUGUUACGAGCAGGCCGAUCCUCUCUUUGACCCUAAAGAGUCUUCUACAUACAGAGAGGUUUCUUGCUCCUCAAGCCAAUGUGAUUCUCUCCAAAAUGACGGAACUUGUUCAAGCAAAGACAGCAGCUCUUGCUCUUACGCUGUAUCUUACGGGGAUAACUCAUACACAAAGGGUAAUCUCGCUACCGACACCUUAACGCUUGGCUCGAACAAUAACCGCCCCGUGCAGCUCAAAAACAUUGUCAUCGGAUGUGGUCACAGCAACAAUGGAAAAUUCAAGACAAAGGACGCUGGAAUCGUCGGACUUGGUGGUGGUCCACUUUCGCUCAUUUCGCAACUCGGCGAGUCAAUCGAUGCAGGUAAAUAUUUCUCAUACUGUUUGGUCCCUCCAUCUUCAGAAAAUGGUGUAACGAGCAAGAUCAACUUCGGAACCAAUGCUGUUGUGUCGGGAACGGGAGCUGUCUCAACUCCUUUGGUCACGAAAGCAGUACCGUCCUACUAUCACCUAACCCUAGAAUCCGUUAGCGUGGGAAGCAAGAAUUUCAAAUACCCAAGCUCAGAUUCUGGAAAUAUCAUCAUCGAUUCGGGAACAACUUUGACACUCUUACAACCCGGAUUUUACUCCGAAGUCGAAGCUGCGGUUGCGUCUUCAAUCAAUGCUGUGAGGAAAAAUGAUCCAGAGGACGAUUUGAGUCUGUGUUACAGCGCAGACACGGAUCUGAAAGUUCCAGACAUUACGUUUCAUUUCGAUGGAGCAGAUGUGAAGCUAGACGUUACCAAUUCCUUUAUAAGACCCUCAAAAGAUUUGUUUUGUUUUGCCUUCCAUGGGAGCGAGGACACGGCCAUUUACGGGAAUGUGGCACAGAAGAACUUUCUUGUUGGAUAUAACACCGUUUAUAAAACGGUGUCAUUUAAACCAGCAGAUUGUGCAACGCUCUAG